AUGGUUGAAGUUACAACUCUCUCUAAACUAAGUGAAAUUUCGAAUGCCAAUAAUAAAAAGAAAAAACGGGAAUUAGAUGAAGAAGAAUCAGAUAUUGAUAUCAGUAGUACCGACUCUGAAGUUGAAGAUACUGAUUCAGAAUCUGGAGAUGAUCAAGAAAUAGUCAAUAUUGAUUUUGAUUUUUAUAAUGUCAAUAAAGAUGUUGAUUUUCAUGCCUUAAAAAACUUAUUACGCCAAUUAUUCGGCCAAACAGAAUCCAAUAAAAUACAUUUAAGUAGCUUGGUUGAUUUAAUACUAGAUGCACCAGCCACCACUACAAUCAAAUGUGAUGGUAAUGAAUCAGAUCCAUAUUGCUUUUUAACUUUACUUGAUUACAAGGAGAAUAAAUCUAGUGAUUAUGUGUCGUAUUUGAAAAACAAAGUCGAUACCAAAAUAACAACAUUUUUCAACACUUUAGAUAAAUCCAACAAAACUUUAGCCUUGUUAUUGUCUGAAAGAUUAAUUAACAUGCCACCAGAAGUUGUUUCUCCAUUAUUUAAGAUAACUUUGGAAGAUGCCUACAACAACUUAGGAAAUGACAAGCAUUAUGAUUUGUAUUUUAUUGUCAGUAGAAAAUAUGAAGUAAAUUUUGAUAACGAUGAGGAUGCUGGUAAUAAUAUUAAAAAAUUAAGUAGUAACAAAAGAACCAAACCGGCAUAUGAAAUUGAUUAUUUUCAUCCAGAAGAUCAAUUUAUUGAAAAGUAUGCUUCUGUAAAAUAUGAUUCGGUUCCUAGGAAGGGUAUAAUAAAUAGUUAUAAUAUUAUUGACCAUAGCAAUUUAGUUAAAGCAAUUGAAGAAUUUGAAAAUGAAGUUUCCAAGUGGUAA
Messenger RNA from Saccharomycodes ludwigii, 864 nucleotides. It is a transcript of the gene BCP1, whose product is annotated as protein-transporting protein BCP1. The record is from RefSeq and is a predicted model, not a curated record. Bases 1 to 864 code for a protein of 287 amino acids. The transcript has a single exon. Lineage: Eukaryota; Fungi; Ascomycota; Saccharomycetes; Saccharomycodales; Saccharomycodaceae. Gene Ontology annotation, cellular component: nucleus.